UCACGUGAGAGAAACCGGAAGUCGGGAGCGCCGAGUCCCGGGUGUUUUCCUGACCGCGGGGUCCGCAGGUGCAGCCGGGCUCCCGUGCUCCGCCACGGCCCCCUCCACCAUGAGGCGGGUGCGCGCGGCCGGGGAGAAGCUGUGCCGGCGCGUGCGCGGCGCGGAGGCGCUGCGCGAGACGUGCCGCCAGUACCCGCUCUUCUGCUGCCUCCUCCUGGGGCUCAGUGCCGCGACGCUCCUGCUCAGCCGGUAUCUUCACAUUCUCAUGACCUUCUGGUCAUUUGUGGCGGGAGUUGUCACAUUCUAUUGUUCCUUAGGACCAGAUUCCCUCUUACCCAAUAUUCUAUUUACCAUAAAACAUAAAACCAAGCAAUUAGAACUGCAAGAACUAUAUCCUCAAGGUUACACCUGUACAGUAUGUAGUAGCGUCAAAUGUAAUAGGCACAGGCCUACAUUUCUGCUACAGAAUUAUCAGCCAUGGCUGAACUUGAAAGUCCCUUCUAAAGUUGAUGCAUCUCUCUCAGAGGUGUUUGAGCUUGUGCUGGAAAACUUUGUUUAUCCUUGGUACAGGGAAAUAACUGAUGAUGAAUCAUCUGUGGAUGAAUUAAGAGUCACACUGAGAUUUUUGCAUCUGCAGUAAUUCGUCGAAUAUACA
Molecule: messenger RNA, 655 nt
Organism: Podarcis muralis (Common wall lizard)
Lineage: Eukaryota; Metazoa; Chordata; Lepidosauria; Squamata; Lacertidae
Source: RefSeq, a predicted model, not a curated record